AUCGCACCUCCGACAUAGAACUUUGGCGCUACAUGCACCCUGAAUCAAGAACCUACCCUGGAGAGAAAUAGCUGCUCGAAGCCGGGAGCAAGGAUUUUACAGGAAGAAAGAUAAUAACGAUUCCACCGACAGUGGAAUGAUAUCCUAGCCAGAGAAGCGCAAAGAAAAUAAGGAAAAGCAGGACAGGAGCAGGGCUAUCUCCAUAACCUACCGGUGUUGGACUUCAGACACCGGGGGCCCGUUCACAUAACGUCUAGCCGUCCUCUUUACUCACUAACCCUAGUUUACUUGCAGCACAAUUUUUACUCAACUUAACUCGAGGGAUCCUCCCUCAAGCGACUUCAUUUCCCACCACCACUGCUUUCUAGCUCUCUCCCUCUCUUUGCGCAACUUUUCUAUUGUUCGACUCAUUUAUUUGUUUCAAGUCGCAAACCACAAACACGCGUGUGGAGUAUUAACACCGUCCUCUAGGAGGGAUGACGAGCUAUCCUCCCACACCCGCCUUUGGGGGAUUUCCCUCUGUACUAGUUAAUACCAAUCGGAAGACGAGCGCCAAUACCAGUAAUACCACAAGCAGUCCAACUUCGCCAGCUACGCGUUCCCCAAAUUAUUAUCCGAAAGCUAUGAGUAACACUCCUCGCCUACCAUCAACCGCAGCACAAAUUCCCGGCAUUGAACCAACUCUUCCAGGGUUGGGUAAGCUCGUCGAGCGAACUGACAAGGCUUUGGUCGAGGACAGAGAGGAAGGCGAACUGUCUGAUAUUGAGGGGGGCGGCCAAGGCGCCAUCGUUAACGAGAUGUCAAAUGGCGCCGGAGGCAGACAACAGGCUCGAGAGGAACAGCUGCAGAUUUAUGGGACCCGGGGUAAAUAGCACUUUACAUACCAUGGUCAUUCCUGCGCUAACUUCCUUCCUAGCGCCCAGACUAGAUGGCCAAGCUCAACUAUACUCGCCGAACAUGCCCUCAUCCUUAUGGUAAAUGCUUUGAUUGAAGGCUCACUCGUGCAUGCUAAUAUUGAACGGUGUUGAAGGGACGAUCCUUAUAGGCCACCACGACCGCGGGGUAAUCAUGCACAUGGGUUCAAAUCUGGACAUGCCCCCCAGCCCUCCGCUCAGCUGUCAACCCUUCCAGGCAAUGAGCUAUCUUAUUGCCGAGGAUGGCCUACAGAUUUUCAGUAUCAACCCAUCGAGUCGCACGAAAAAGGUAGAUCGGCUUAAAUUCUAUCUUCACUACUUUAUCUUAUUUUGCCCCCUCUUCGAAUGCUGUGCUUAAUGGAUGGAACCGCCCUUACUUACGCUUGUUUUCUUCUCGCAGAAAAUCUCCAACAUAAACCUCUACCCUUCUAUGAACCUGAGCUAUCGCCCCUGACUGGUCCUCAACACCGACCUCAAUCUCAUAAAGGACCCGCGGGGGUUCCCUCGCACUCCACGAUGCCACAGGCCUCCUCCCAACUCUCAGCUGAAGUCUUACUCAGUAACUCUGAGGCUCUACGCAAGGAGACUGAAACUGCUGUUUCGGAUAUGCUCCCUUUAAAGGUGACAUUCGCAAACAUGGUUGAAGAAGGCAUCAAUCCAAGAGUUCUUAGAAAGAUUUUUACAAGAUUAGGUUUCCCGGUUCCAGCUGAGACUACUUCAACGACUCUAGGUGUGGAUGUCAACGUCACCCAAGCAGCGCAGCAGGAUGGUAGACAAAUAGCUACAUCAACUCCACUGCAAAGAACCGAGAUCGAACGAAAUGCCCAGAUGAUCCGAAGGCAGCUAGAGAUGGGGAAGUCCGCUCGAGAUAAAGAGCGUCGAGAAGCUGAGGCAAGAGCUGCAGAAUUGGUUUCCGAGAGAGAAGCGGCUAGAGCGGAGGCUGAGAAAACAAAACGGUCCGCAGAGGUAGAAGCAAAGAAAGAAGUCCUGAGAAGAAAAAUAGGGGAGUUAAACCUCCCAGCAAAAAUUCUUCCCCACGCUCCAACGCCAGUCUCCUCGACGCCUGUUGUUGCGGCUAUUGCCAGAGCCUCUGUGGACGUUCCCCGCAUUCCGGGGCUCUCACUCGGAGACUCUAGCGCGGACAUAUCAAACAACCCACUCAUCCAGUUAACGAGUCAGACAGAUGAACACAUUGAUACAAUUAUGAAGGAUUUGCCCACCCCGGAACCCAAGCCUCUUCCCGUUGUUUCUACGCCCGCCGUGGGCUUAACUACUCCCACGACUGUUGCAGUCUUAUCUUCAGCUACGCCUUUGGAACGCCCACUUAACGUGCGUAAAAAGAGACCAGUCGCAUCGGAUUUGUAUUCUGAACCCCAGCCCACCAAACGUAAGUUUGGUGAACAACGCUUCGGGAGACUCAUUAUUGAAGUCUCAGAUGACGAUGAAGGGACUGAUGAAGCUGAUGAUGACGGUGGUGAUGAUGAUGAUGUUGGACAUGAUGAGGCAAGGACGUCGAGAUCAACGCCCACCGGCACCCGCCCUCCUGGGUCGAUCGAGCACGUUCAAAGAAGUGCAAGCACUGUGAACGUUAGUGUAGCACUGCGUUCCGUGAACACGGCCCCCCCUGGAACCCUCAAUGCAGGUUACAAAAACGGGUCAGGAGGUACCCAUGCCAAGAUAGCCUUGCAAUCUAAGAUGGAGGAAAUUGAGACACUCAAGCGAGCCAUUCAAGAAGCACAACACAAAAAGAAACUUGCUGCAAAGCGUAGUGUCUCAACUCCAUCAGUCGAUACGCCAAAUAAUGGUAGUGUAGCAACACCACCUUUCGACAACCAAUCCAAGCUCACAGGAGCAGAGGCCUUGGAAAUCAUAGCAAGCGGUGGGGCACAUUUAGCAGACAAGGACCAGCAACCCCAACUUCCUUUGACCAAGGGAAAGGUGGCCCUAAAAGAGGCUGGUCAGGAGAAGCUUAAACUUUUACUUAGAGAACUUGAGGAGCUCGAAGCCGCAGAGGAGGUUGAAAAGAGAAAGCAAGCUGAAUCUGAAAUAGUGGAGAGCAAGAGAAGAGCGGAGAAACAAGAGAAGAAGAGGAAACUUGAGGCCUUUGAGACUGUCAAGAUGAAGAGUAUGGUAGCGAGGCAGAAGCUCAAGGAGGAGAUGGAGAGAAUCGAGAAAGAGGAAAUGGAGAUUGAAGAGAAAAAACUUUUACUCGAAAAAGAACUGGAGACACUUGAACAGGCAAGCGGCAGCGGUUUUACUGCAGUCGAGGGCAGCACCGAAUCCAUAAAUGAAGCACUCAAGAGGAAAGCUGCUGAAAUCGAAAAUUUGAGAAAGCUUAUGGAGCGUACCGAGGAAGGUAAGCGAGCUCUGUGCACCCCUGCCCAAAAUGCCCCAUUCUCUUUGCUACGCCCACUAUAGGGUCAUUUUGACUGCGGUCACAAACAGGGAGACAACCCGGCAGAAGGAUGUCACGAAUGAACGCUUAUGCAUUGACCCCGGCUAUAGAUGACAAAACGGAUGCCGAGAACUCCCCCUCUGGUUCAUCUCCCUUACAGAGCGACCAAGCUUUGUCGUUUUCCCCCAGGUCCCCUCCUCACUCCCAGGAAUUUCCAAGCCCUAUCCAAUCCACUGGUGGCCAGCAUCCGGUGGCCAGCAACAAUUCUACAGCAAGUGUAGGAAAUAGACCAGCAGCCUUCCACAAAACCACAUCAGCUAAUGUAUCGCCCAAUGAGAUACAGGCUUCCAACCAACAGUUCCAGCAGGCCGCAACUCUGGCUCCUACAGCUCAAUCCUUUGAAACGAGACCGCAUGAAGUGAUGGAUGUUGACGACAAGAGCGCUCUAAAGAGCAGCCAAGCUAAUGACCAUGAGUCUGACAUGGACAUCGACAUGGAUGCUGAUAUUGAAUAUAUGGACUCUGUUCACGGGGAUGUUGCUAAUGAUGAUCCGUCUUCCGGGUCAUCGACAACUUCAAGCUCUAGUGAAAACAUUUCUUCUAAUGAGGAAAUCAUAGCAGGACCGCAGGUUCAGAACAAGCCGGUGAAGGAUAAUAAAGCAAGCCCAGAAGUUGUUCGCACAGUAGUUACAGGACAAUCUCUCAAAUCACCUCAAGACGAGGCUGCGAUCAAGAACACGUCUGGUGAGGCUAAUGUAUCUAGAAUAGUGCCCGAGCAAAAGUACCAUCGUGUCAGCGACGAGGUUGUGGCUAGCAGCAAGGUUUGCCCCGAUGUCUAAUUCUAUGCUUGAUAACCUAUCUCUUCAAUUCUAUCGUUCGCUAACCACGAAUCUCACCGUAAAAAUUCUUUUGCGUUUGUGGUUCCGAACUAUAUAGAUUUGCACUCACGUUAAACCACCUAAUGACGUCUUCACUGAAUACGUUUCACCCUUAUCAAUUUUCAAGUCAUUUCGCUACCAUCCCCGAUAUCUCGAAAUGGUUCCUGGUGGAUACAAAAGUCUCACAUAUACCAACCGCAUUCAGCCGCUCAAGCAGAUGUGUAUGUUCGAAUUUAAUGGUGGCGUAUGUAAUGAUCGGGCCUGCUCAAACCAACAUUUUAGAGAACUUGAAGUAUCCGGUAUAUCCCCUCUCCCUCCGAACAUCCCUUCGGCUAAUGGAAGAUAACUAGAUGCCGAUAUUCUUGUCGAAUUGGCCUCCGCAAAAGAGGGCAAGACAGAAGCUGAGCAGGCGCUUUAUAACCAAGGCCUUAGGGAGGAGAUAGAGAAGUUGAAGGCUCAGGGGAUCAAAGACUUCAUGACAGUGAUCGCCGGGAUCGUGGCGUAUCGCAGAAAGUUCUUGGGAGACGAGUCCAGAGUCCUCAAAUUACCCUGAUAUGCACUUAACCACCUUAAAAAUUUCCUAGACUCAUUAGCAUUGUAUAACUCAUUGCAUAAGCGCUAUUUUAGUUUACCGCCGUAUUUAUGGGCUUGUUGCAAAAAUCGGCUAUGUCUCAAUUCGCUUUCCUGUAUUAUUAUUACCCUCGCUCCGCGUAUUUACCCUUUGAUGUUCGCUCUAGUACAUAGGCAUAUUUCCUUUAUUAUUCCCUUUGUGCUGAUUUUCAUAAGUCCAUCGUAAUAUGGGUUUCCUUUUCUUCUUUCUGGCUGCCGAAAAUUCUAUCCUCUAAUGUCGUUGCACUUCCCGAUAUUAUACCAUACAUCCCACUAGGUCUCAAUUGGCAGGAGGGCGGGGGGUAUCAUAAGUUAGAUGAGAGCUUUACGAGGAAACUCUCUAAAUGAGCACAGAGGAAGCCGUAGAAAAAAAAAAAUAUGGGUGCGAUGACCGCCUUUUAUGGGCGCUGAUGCUCCGGCAAGCCGAAAAAUACAAACAUAGACUAAUAAACAAUUUCACUC
Tuber aestivum (summer truffle) is the source of this 5257-nucleotide messenger RNA. The record is from the annotation of a GenBank genome assembly. NCBI's taxonomy places the organism in Eukaryota, Fungi, Ascomycota, Pezizomycetes, Pezizales, Tuberaceae.